Molecule: messenger RNA, 1480 nt
Organism: Echinostoma caproni
Lineage: Eukaryota; Metazoa; Platyhelminthes; Trematoda; Plagiorchiida; Echinostomatidae
Source: the annotation of a GenBank genome assembly
GGAUGAUGAUGAUGCUAAUGUUGACGAAGAUUUUUGUGACGCCGAAGAUGAUGAUGAUGAUGAUGAUGAUGAUGAUGAUGAUGAUGAUUUGGAUCAUGAUUAUACUGAUGAUGUUGAUUCCGGUGAAGCUUCGAAUAAUGGUGACGAUGUUGAUGAUCAGGUUGACAAUGAUAAUGAUGAUGCUGAUGAUGAUGAUGAUGAUGAUUGUGAUUAUUCGGAUGAAGAUAAUGAUGAUCAUGAUGAUGAAUUUGAUGAUGCCGAUGAUGACGGAGAAGAAGUAGAUGUUGCUUCGGAUGAUGAUGAUGCUGAUCUCCAUGAAACGGAUCAUGGAGUUGAGGUGGAUGACGAGGCUUCGAAUGCGUAUGAACAUGAUUACGAUGACUGUGAUGAUGCUGAUUCGGGAGUUGAUGACGAUGGUAAUGACGAUUCGGAUGGUAAUGAUGAUGAGUAUCAGGAUUCGGUUUAUGAUGAUGACGAUUGGAAAGAUGACAGAAAUCAUCUUCACGAUGCUGAUGAUGAUGAUGAUGAUGAUUAUGAUGAUGAUGAUGUGGAUGAGUCUGAGGAUGAUGAUGAUGAUGAUGAUGAUGAGGCUGAUGCUGACGAUGAUAAUGACGACGGACAACGUUAUGAUCAUCAUUCGAAUGAUGACGAUUAUUUGGAAGACUUGGAUGAUUAUGAUGAUGACUCGGAUGACGGUUCGCAUGACGAUGAUGAAAGUGAACGUCAUGACGACGUUGAAAAUCGUGAUGACUCGAAAAUGAUGAUGAUGACGAUGAUGAUGUUCAUGAUAUUCGUGAAAAUAAUGAUGAUUACAAUGAUGAUGAUGAUGAUGAUGAAGAUGAUGAUGAUUCGGAUGACGAUAAUGGUGAUGACGAAAACGACGAUGAUUCGGAUGAGUGAUGAUGAUCAUUACGCGGCUGACAAUGAUGAUGAUAAUGACGAUGAUGCAGAAGAUGAUCAUGAAACAAAAGAUGAUAAUUAUUUGGAUUAUUCCGAAUACGAUGAUGAUGAUGAUGACUUAGAAGAUGCUUCGGAUUAUGAUGACGAUGGUGACGAUGACGGUGACGAUAAUGAUGAUGAUGACUCGGAUUAUGAAAUUGAUGACGAGGGUGAGUACGAUGAUGAUGAUCUUGAUGAUUCGAAUAUUGAUGACGAUGAUAGUGACGAUUCGAAUUCUGAUGAGGAUGAUUAUGAUGAUUCGUUAUCUGAUGACGACGAUUCGAAUGACGAUAAGGAUGAUGUUCACGAUGAUGAAGAUGGUGAUGAGGAUGAUGAUGAUGAUUAUGAUUAUGAUGAUUCGGAUGAUGAUGAUGAUGAUGAUGACGAUUAUGAUCAUGAAUCGAAUGUUGAUGAUGAUGAUGAUGACUCGGAUAAUGAUACGGAUGAUCAUGAUGAUGGUGAUAAUGAUGAUGACGAUGAUGAUAAUAAUGAUGAGUGUAACUGCCGGAUUUGCAAGCGGUUGCAGAAGUCGCGGAACUGA